AUGUUACUCAACAAUUUGAAGAAGAUCUGUGUUGAAACGCCAGUUCCUGAUCUAGUUUCCUCUGUCCCUCCAUCCCAGUAUUACUGCUGUAAGAGGAAUGAGUCAGAAGGGGAGGCGGGCUCGGUCGGAGAUCCUCAGCCACAGUUUGCCUGCAACGCAUGCAGCGCUCCGGGAGUGGACGGGGCGGCCGUCACACCUCUCUCGCUGCCCUACGACCCCGGUCUGCCUCACAGCUACUGCCCGACUUGCUCGCCCUACUACCUCCGUAGCACGGAUGAGAUGCGAAAUGGCGGCGAACGCCUGUCCUACAUGCCCGCUCACUACGAGAACCAUGGCGCCACUGCCCUUGGUCUGGCCGCCAUGUACGGCCCCGUGCUGAGCCAUCGCAGUACGCCAGACUUUUACACCAAUACACGAGCCAUCAGCACUGACGUCUGA
This is a messenger RNA of Ctenopharyngodon idella (grass carp), 438 nucleotides long. RefSeq names its product family with sequence similarity 163 member Aa (gene fam163aa). The transcript has a single exon. Bases 1 to 438 code for a protein of 145 amino acids. The record is from RefSeq and is a predicted model, not a curated record. NCBI's taxonomy places the organism in Eukaryota, Metazoa, Chordata, Actinopteri, Cypriniformes, Xenocyprididae.